GGCAGCCGCCGCUUCUGCCGCUGCUGCUGCUGCUGCUGCCACCGCCGCCUCGGGAGAUUGCGUCGAGCAGUGCGCCGCCAGCCGACGCCACCGCCAUCAUGCCCAGCCUCGCCGCGCCCCUCGCCAAGUCGACGCCAACGCCGCCGCCUGGUCCGCCGCCGGAGGGCGCAGCGGAGGGCUCCAUGGAAAGGGCCGGCAGCAGCGGGGGCAGCUGCGCUGGCGGAAGCUGCGGUGAGGCGUGGGCAGUCUGA
This is a messenger RNA of Monoraphidium neglectum, 251 nucleotides long. RefSeq lists its product as hypothetical. NCBI's taxonomy places the organism in Eukaryota, Viridiplantae, Chlorophyta, Chlorophyceae, Sphaeropleales, Selenastraceae. The record is from RefSeq and is a predicted model, not a curated record. The annotation marks the transcript as partial. The transcript has a single exon.